AUGGAGCUGACGCCUAUGUCUAUAUUUACCUCAUGGUUAACUGUAAUCUCGGUUUCAUUCACGCUUCUACCAUUUAUGAUGGUGCUGGACUGGCGUCGUCGCGGGACCGCUGAUGGUUUCUCUUCUGUGAACUUCGUCCUUCCAUUGCUUACGACUUCAUGUUGGUUAAAACAUGGUCAUAUGACUAAUGACAACACAAACAUCACAAUCAAUACGAUCAAUAUUGGCUUCUUCAUUUUCUACAUUCUCUGCUUUGCGUAUUAUCAGCCGAAAAGGAAAUAUCUGUUUGGUCAACUCUUCGUAUGUGCUACCGUCCUUAAGCUGCUCUUCACGUAUGUCGAUAUGCAUACCAGUGACGUUGCUGCUGAUGUGAUGGGUUCAAUCGCUGCUGCUUCACAAAUCGCCAGCUUGGCUGGAGGUGUCUAUGAGAUUAAACGAGCCAUCUCUUUCGGGCACACUGAGUACUUGCCGGCUUUGUUCCAGUAUGCCAUAUUUUUCCUUGUUUUGCAAUGGCUCGCAUUCGGAAUACUCACAGGCAACAAAUAUAUCGCGAUUGCCAACGUCGCCGCCCUCAUGGUGAACGUGGCGACAAUCUCGUUGUACUUCAUUUAUCCACCGCUCACAUGGCGAGUGCCUAUCAUUGGAACGGGCCCACAGCAGAGAGAGAAAAAAGAAUAG
This is a messenger RNA of Necator americanus (New World hookworm), 678 nucleotides long. RefSeq lists its product as uncharacterized. The transcript has 7 exons. Gene Ontology annotation, molecular function: sugar transmembrane transporter activity. The coding region runs from base 1 to 678 and encodes 225 amino acids. Lineage: Eukaryota; Metazoa; Nematoda; Chromadorea; Rhabditida; Ancylostomatidae. The record is from RefSeq and is a predicted model, not a curated record. Gene Ontology annotation, cellular component: membrane. Gene Ontology annotation, biological process: carbohydrate transport.